GAUUGAUUAACUAUUAAUUUUGACGUAAUGUCAAAACGUUUUACAUGACUGAUACAAGUAAUUUUUUUUCUUAAACUUUUAUACACAUACUUUUAUUGUUCACGGAGAGAUUAUGCGACGACUCAUUUUAAAGAAAAUGAACGGAAAACGAAAAGUUUCGAUAGUUGGUUUACGGCAAAAACUCUUUGCGGUAAUCCUGACAAUGGCGUUCGUACAUCGUUCGGAUGCGAUGCCGACAAACCCCGGAUCUUUAAAACAGAAUAUCAUGACUGCAGAUAUCUCAGGAAGUGAUCUUCUUGGAGCUGGAAAUGGUGGUGGUACUGCAAUCGGUGGUGGCCCUCAACAAAUUAACCCUCAAGAUCCAAAACUUACCCCGGUUAGAGGCACCAAAGAUGAGCAAUGUAGCGAUAAGGAAAUGCUGAUCAUGAAGCUACAGCAUGACCUGAAAGACGCCGAAUGUACUCUGCAAUCGCAAAUGAACGAUUUCCAGCGAGCCCUCGCCAAUUCUAAUGUCGCUGAACGUCAGGUCGACCGCUUCGUCGACCAACAACUGAACGUGCUCAAUCAAGCGCUGAACGUGGACAGAGCAGCAAUUUGCCAUGCGCAAGAAGUCGCCUCUGCAAAAGCAUGUAGAGUUCGGCAACAACCACCAUUCAAAACCCAAAGUAAAAAUAGCUUUGAUGUGGUCACAGAUCGAGUCAGUUGGACAGCCCCAGUUGGUUGGAUUCGGAGGUGCAACAACCCAAUCGAGGAGGAGGAUUACCCUCGGAUAUUUGGCCGGAAAACCGAUUGGUCUCAAGAGGAGGGUUGCAGUAUCAUCGGUGAUGUCCCUUUUGAUUUUUACUAUACAGAUUUCACUAAGUAAUAGUACAAUUUAAUGUGUAUACUCAUCAUUUACCUUAAUAAAAAAAUCUUCAACAA
Messenger RNA from Onthophagus taurus, 921 nucleotides. RefSeq lists its product as uncharacterized. NCBI's taxonomy places the organism in Eukaryota, Metazoa, Arthropoda, Insecta, Coleoptera, Scarabaeidae. The record is from RefSeq and is a predicted model, not a curated record.